Molecule: messenger RNA, 1303 nt
Organism: Brassica oleracea var. oleracea
Lineage: Eukaryota; Viridiplantae; Streptophyta; Magnoliopsida; Brassicales; Brassicaceae
Exons: 6
Coding region: 128-1105 (325 amino acids)
Biological process (GO): peroxisomal membrane transport
Source: RefSeq, a predicted model, not a curated record
CCAAUAGCAAAUUAAAUAAUUAUCUGCUCGCUUCUCCUCCUCCUCCGUCAUCUCCUUACCUCAUUGACGAACAUAAUCAAUCUCCUCGAUCAUUUUGCAGAUUUUCUCAGUGGAAAAAACUUGUGACAUGGAGGCCACUGAUGGUAUUUGGGGUGAAAUCGAACGUUCUGAGAGCUACCUAGUCUGCUCUAUGUAUGAAGAGGCAGUCUCAUUAUCUUCCUCCAUACUAAAAGGAAUCUUUGGCAACGUUGAAACUCUUGGUGAUCAUCAGUUGCUUGACAUGCUUGAAUCUGCUGGCAUGGUUCUAGUCCAAUCCUUGCAUGGACUCGGCAGGGCAGGUGAGAUUGUAAAUGAGCUAAGACAAGUGUUUGGCGAAAUUGCAGCUAUUCCUGUUCAAGUUCUUCUCACUGGAAUAUGUCUUCAAAUAUCAAACGGUUCCUACUCCGGUGUACGUGAGGUUCUGGAAGAGUUCUUUAGCUUAUGGGUUUACAAGGACAACCACUAUGUCCUAAGUGAUGCUGGAUUAAGUGAAAAAGUGUUCCAUGGGAAAAUACUCUUGGAUGUUGAUGAGUACAUGGAAGUUGUGGAGCUGUAUACCUUUGGAGUUCUUGGAAAAGACACAAACGACGUGGGUCUAGCGGUUUCAUGGGUUGAGCAAGCUCCAUUGCCUGAGGAAAGACGACAGGGACUUUUAAGAAGAUUGGAUUCUUUACUUUCUCUCAAAUCACCAAAAGUUCAAGAGGCUACUUCUUUAGAGGAAAACUCUUCUUACGAUGUGGUGAAUAGCAGCAACAAGUCUUUGGCUAAUGAAAAGAAUGAUUAUAUCCUGAAACUCUCUAAACAACAUGAACCUUGGUCGUCUCGUCCUCUUAGCCUAAAGUUUGGUAAUACCCGAUUCAGCAUGUCCAGGGGGAAAGUUGCUAUAAGCCUUGUUGGAUUAAUCAUAUGCUAUGCUUUACAAAGAAAACGAGCUGCUUUAAUACGGAUCAUUCGCAGACAAAUGGAGUCCACGAAGAAAGCAAUUGUAGAUUUCUGGAAGCUUGCGUUUUCGUACCAAGUGAAUCCUCUUGCAGCUAUUCAACCAAUACCAAGCACCACAACUUGAGGUAGUUCCCACAGUCAUAGAAGAUGGAUCAAAGACCUGAUCUUGAAUUGAAAUAAAUCUGCAUCCUUUUGAUUCUUUAUCACAACCCUAUAUUUAGUUACUGUGUUAUGUUAAAAAUGUCAUUCUGUGUUACUCUUAUUUGGAUAAAAGCUGAAGAUAAUAAUUUUACCAAAGCGGUAGUCCCAAAUAUUUUUCAUU